AUGGACAGAGAGAAGUCAGCGGUAGAAUCUCUUCUAUUGCUAGGUCAAGGAGCAGAAUCAGAAGUAACAAGGAAACAACAAACCAUAAUGUCGAAAAUUCGAACAUUGACGUUGGAAGAGACUCCUGACGGAGCUUGGGUUAUACCCAACGGACAAAAGUUUGUUCUGGACGAAAAUAAUCAAUUAGUGCCACAAGAGCAACACAGAAGCGUGCAAGGAGCACAAGCAAGUGGAAACGUGCAAAUUGUGAAAGUUGGCGCCAACAUAGGUGCGUUGGAGUGUUUUAACCCGGCAAUGGACUGGAACAUUUAUUGUGAACGCUUGGAGCAAUACUUUCAUGCCAAUGGAGUUAGCGCGGAAAGCCGUGUUUCAGUGCUGAUAACAACAAUCGGCCUUGAGGUGUAUAAAACAUUACGUGAUCUAUGUCAUCCAGUGCUACCGCAGAACAAGGCGUAUGCGGAGUUGUGUGACAUAAUGAAAAAGCAUUUUUCAUCGCAAAUUUCGGUUUUUCAUGAAAGAAAGCGUUUCUAUCAGUUGCGGCAAGAACCAUUCGAGUCAGUAAGCCAGUGGUAUGCUCGUGUUAAGAAAGGCGCGGUGAACUGUGAAUUCGAAAAUGAGCUCGAAGGUAGAAUAAAAGAUAUUUUCGUGGCUGGGAUGAAAGAAGGCAAAAUCAUUGAUCGAAUUAUGGAAGAAAGUCAUCAAGCAAGUUUGCGCCAGCUGCUGGAAAUGGCGCUGCGGAAGGAAGCAUCGUUAGCGGCGUCCGGCAUUUCGUUAGACGGCAACCAGGUAAACAAAAUAGCAGCGAGGAGACCGAAUUCCAGGAAAGGGGGAGAGUCAAGCGGUCAAGGUUCAACAAGUGAAGCUGCGCAACAGCAGGCACCGAAGCAAAAACAACAGAAGCAUCAGGAGCCGACGUGCAAGGCGUGCGGAGGUACACGACAUAAUUUCGCACAGUGUAGGUAUAAGUCGUACAAAUGCAAAGGGUGCCACGAAGUAGGACAUUUAGUUAAGGUUUGUAAAAAUAAAAAUUCAAACAACUUUGUAGAAGAAGAGGAAAGGGACGACGCGAGUAAUAGUGACGAAUCGUUUUCGGAUAUCUAUAAUGUAAAAUACGUGGUCAAAGUAACGCGUCGCGAGCCACCGGUAGAGGUCGAGGUUACUAUUGCUAAGCGAAAAGUUUUAAUGGAAAUUGACAGCGGCGCGGCCUUAUCGGUUAUUCCAAUUGAUGUUUACGAAUCUCGUUUGUCGCAUUGUAAGUUAGAAAAAUGUGAUAGAAUUUUAAGGUUAUACGGCAAUCACGCGACAAUGUUGCCUUUAGGCGAAAUUCAUGCGGAAGUCGAAUAUGCAAACAAAAAAGCGGAAUGUACUUUUGUAAUUGUCGAUGGGAGAAAAAUGUCGAGUUUGUUAGGGAGAGAUGCGAUGAAAGGUUUAGGAUUUUAUGUAGGUGGAAUAAACAGUGUAAAUGAUAUUAACGUAAAUUUGGAUGGUAUUUUAAAAAAAUAUUCGAAUCUGUUUGAUGGUCAAUUGGGUAGAUAUACAGGAGAAAAAGUUCAGCUGAAACUUAAGAAUGAGGUUAAGCCAAUUUUUAAAAAACCACAUACGAUCCCAUUUGCUUUCAAAGCGCAAGUAGAACAAGAACUCGACAGAUUAGAAAAAGACGCUAUUAUAGUUAAAGUUAACACGAGUGAGUGGGGAACUCCCUUAGUACCAAUUUUGAAAGAGAAUGGGGCUAUUAGGGUGUGUGCGAAUUAUCGAUUAACUGUUAAUAAACAUCUGGAAGAUUUCAAUCACCCAAUACCGAGAAUAGAGGAGAUGUUUGUUGCUUUGCAGGGCGGGGAGGAGUUUUCAUUGUUAGACUUAGAUAGAGCAUAUAACCAGCUGGAAUUAACGGAAGAUACAAAGAAACUGCUGGCUUGGAGUACGCAUCGCGGAGUGUACCUCAUGAAUAGAUUACCUUUUGGGACCAAGCCAGCAUGUUCGAUUUUUCAACAAACAUUAGAAAAGGUUUUACAAGGAACACCGGGUUGUAAAAACUAUUUCGAUGAUAUUAUUAUUACUGGUAGAGAUCGAAACGAACAUAUGAAAAAUUUGGACUUAGUAUUACAAAAAUUACAAGCAGCUGGUUUUAAACUGAAUCUAGGAAAAUGUAAAUUUUUUAAAAAAAGUGUUGAAUAUUUAGGUCAUGUAAUUGACAAGAAAGGGAUUCAUAAAAAUCCAAAGAAAAUAGAAGCAAUCGUUAAUGCCCCCAGACCUGCAAAGGUAGAUGAAUUACAGGCUUAUAUCGGUAUGGUUAAUUAUUAUGCAAAAUUUAUACCCAAUCUAGCAACAAUGUUAAACCCAAUGUACAAAUUGUUGCAAAAAGACGUUGAAUUUGUGUGGUCAAAAGAGUGUCAGAAAGCGUGGGAGGAAGUUAAAGCUGAACUGGUAUCUGACAGAAAUUUAGUUCAUUUUGAUCCUAACGUACAAAUAAAACUGACUUGUGAUGCGUCCAAUGUGGGAUUAGGAGUGGUGUUAUCGCACAUUUAUAAGAAUGGUGAAGUGAGACCAAUCAGCUUUGCUUCACGAACGCUUUCAAAAGCAGAAAAAAAUUACUCUGUUAUCCAUAAAGAAGCAUUGGCAAUUUACUGGGGUGUCACUAAAUUUUAUCAGUACUUAAAAGGUACUCAAUUUCUGUUAGAAACAGAUCACAAGCCCCUAUUGGCAUCAUUGGGAGAGGAAAAAGGAAUUCCACAAAUGGCAGCGGGAAGACUCCAAAGAUGGGCUCAUUUUUUAAGUGGUUUUAAUUAUACUUUACAAUAUGUAAAGGGAAGUAGAAAUGGAGUAGCAGAUGGGCUUUCUCGAUUGCCAUUAGAAAGUAAAAUAGUUGGGGCAGAGCCUGAAUAUGAUUAUCUUAAUUUUGUAAUUGACAGUAAAUUGCCAGUGGACUCAAAGCAGAUUGCAAAAUAUACUCGUACUGAUCUGAUGUUGAGCAAAGUGUAUAGGUAUGUGAAGUAUGGAUGGCCCGAUGAAGUGGAUGAGAGUGUUAAGCCAUUUGCUUCAAGGGCGCAUGAAUUGUGUAUUGACCAAGACGUAUUAAUGUGGGGCUAUAGAGUCAUUGUUCCUGACAAGCUCAAGCAAGACUUGCUUGAUGAAGUUCACUCGACUCAUAUGGGUUCUAGUAAAAUGAAAGCAGUGGCCAGACAGUAUUUUUGGUGGCCCAAUUUAGAUAAAGAACUAGAACAAUUUGCUAAAAGCUGUGAGAUUUGUAACACGUUUGCAAAUAACCCGGAAAGAGCUGAGCUGGUCAGGUACACUGACUCUAAAGAACCGCUAGAAAGGAUCCACAUGGAUUUUUUAGGACCUAUAUACAAUAAGUGCUAUUUAAUUGUCAUCGACUCUUACUCGAAAUGGCCUGUCGUGUAUGAGAUGGGUAGGAUGGAUGCUGCGGCGACAGUAAAGUGUUUAUGUGAAUAUGUAUCAAACUUAGGACUACCUCAAAAAAUUGUAACAGACAACGGGAGGCAGUUCGUGUCUGAAGAAUUUAAAAAUUUCUGUGAGGCUAACAAAAUAAAUCACGUAACCACGGCGCCGUACCACCCUUCUACCAAUGGGGCAGCGGAAAACGCGGUAAAGUCAUUUAAAGUCGGGCUCAAAAAAGCAAUAUUAGAUCCUAAAAAUAGCAAAAUAGAUACUAAGUUAUUAAUAGCUAAAUAUUUGUUUACAUAUAGAACCACUCCACACAGUGUAACAGAACAAACACCGGCGUAUUUAAUGUAUGGAAGGCAACUAAGAACAAGAUUCGAUGCGUUAAGAGAAAAUGUAUGUGUUCGAAAUAAGAAUCGCCAGGUUGCAAACUAUCCUGGUAAAAGAAAUGUAGAAUUUGAACUGGGACAAACGUUAAAAGAUGGUUUAUACUGGAAAAGGCACCUGGAUCAGAUGCGAUCGGCGAGCUCAUUAUUUGAAAAAUUUUGCGAAAAUCCCGAGCAUAAAAAAACUGAUGCUAUGUCAAGCGAGAUGAUCAAUUUUCCGUUACCUCAAAAUAUAGAACCUCAGGAAAUUAAUCCGAGUAUAAGUUGCGGCGAUACUCCAACUGUAUGGCAACGAAAAGAAGAGGGGGUGUAUAAACCAAUCGAGAUUGAAGAAUAUGUGGCAAUGAGCGACGCAAGUCAAGAAUUGAUUGGACUGGAGAACUCUAUAAGUAUUAUAUUGUCUCGCACUUUAUUGCCCGCGGAUCUAUGGUGUGACAACAAAGCUGACGAAGCAAGUGCUAAGAUAGAUGGUGUUAAAAGACUGAGACAUAUGACCGAGAUAAAGGCUCACUACGUUGAGGGAUGUACAGAAAAAGAGAAAAAGGAUGAAAGUGAGGAUGUUAAAGAACAAAAUGAUAAGAUGAGUAAAAUAGAAAAGAGAUUAGAUAGUAUGUUUAAGUUGAUGAAAAGAUUAGAAAAAAGAGAAGAAGAAUAG
Molecule: messenger RNA, 4443 nt
Organism: Copidosoma floridanum
Lineage: Eukaryota; Metazoa; Arthropoda; Insecta; Hymenoptera; Encyrtidae
Source: RefSeq, a predicted model, not a curated record